AUUCCAUUUAAAGAUGGCCGCUGCCCGACCGCUGGAUCACUGUGUCACGUCAAUUUUCACGAGUCCUUGAAAAAGUGUAUCACACGGAUGUUGGUGAUUGUGUCCCAGAGUGAUUAAAACAGUUAAAACCUUUCAGUAGUAUAACUUCAAUGAUAGAAUAAUGAACUAGGGAAUAAUGAAUUGUCAUCAGAUAUUGAGUGGUGCCUGCAACGCAGGCGACCGCUGCUACGCUGUCGGCUCCGUCGAGGGAAUAUCGUUCACCGCCUAUGCUGCUGGCUGCAACAUUGUCAUUCUCGCCAGCAACUUUGAAAGAGUUCAAAUAAUACCUGGAGCUGUUCACAAUUAUAUCAGAAUCAGCUGCUUGGACUGCAGCACUGACACAGGGAAGAUUGCUGCGGCGUAUGAGAAUCAAAUAUGCAUAUUUGAGCCAACUCCGCUCAUCCACAGUACUUGCUCACACCAAUUGGAGUACAGAUGGGUUCAAACCGGGAGUUUACAGACAGAAUUCAAUAUCACGUCUCUGUCAUGGAAUCUAGAGGGAACUCGUUUGUUAACUGGUGGGGAACUACUGCAGUUGUGGCACCAGAACAUCCAACCGUUUCAGGAAGAAACCACAAAGACGAAAAAUCCACCCACAGAAGAAACUCCAGCGCCAGUGGUUGAGCAGAAUCCACCAGGAAACUCCUCCCAAGAUCCUGGGGUGGUGACGUUUUCCAUCGGCGGAGAGGCGGAGAGUCCCGGUCCAGGGGACUCCAACUCAACUAAUGAGCCUGGGGGCUGGAAUUGCGUUUGGAAAUGUCGAACGGCCACACCGGUUCAUUUGAUGAGCUUCAGCCCUGAUGGUACUCUGUUCGCUACUACGGGACUCAAUGAUAGACUCGUUAAAAUAUGGUUUGAGAACAAACAAUUAUUUCCAAUCAGGAGCAUGGAUCAGACGGGCUUUGGGCAGUCGAUACCCAACGAUAGCUACGGUUUCGUUUAUGUGGCACAUCCUCGAGCUGUAACGCACUUGUCCUGGAGAAAAACUAGUAAAUACAUGCCGAAGGGAUCAGUAUCAAACAUGCUAGUGACAUCGUGUCGUGACAAUAUCUGUCGAGUGUGGGCUGAGACAAUACCCCCGGAAAUCGAGGGACUGGCCAACAUGAGCCAGUUUGAAGGCUCAGACAGACAUGGUCACCAUGGAAAACAUCGUCACCACAGUAUGCAUAAACACAGAUUUAUGCAACGACUCAAACACAUGAAGACAUGUUUUCACAUUCGACGCCAUGCUAAACAACAACAGCAUCAGAAUGGCCAUACUGCACCCACACUUCCAACUCUACCCUCUACAUACUCCGUACAUGAUUUUCACAAUAAUUAUCAGGGCGCUGGACAUUAUCCUGGGAUGCAUUUUCAUCUUGCUGCGAGUAUUAAUGCGGAGACUGAUAUUCCCUUGGUACCGAGUCUGGUCACUGGAGACCCUGAGAGAGAACCUAAUUUCAUUCUCCACUGGUUGAAUAACAAGGAAAUGCAUUUCACAAUGCAAGCUGAGAAUAUUCUUCAGGAACUAACCAGAAAAGUAGUGGAAAAAGAGGAGAGCCUGCAGCAUCACGAUUCCGACCACGCUGAACACGAUUCAGAGGACGAACAUACACCAAGCAGCGUCUUAUCAUGUUAUGGUCUGGCGCGUCCUACAGAGAAAGCCCCAAGGCAUCAACCCAACAUGAGAUCAGGAGUUGGUCGUGGUAUGAGUCAGGAGGACCACAGCAGUGAUGAGCAUCACACACCUCACACGGGAUCUUCUCAUCACAGUCUGCCGCACAGUGGUCACUCCCACCAGAGUUUAAGUAAUACAACCUCAAUCAACUCAAUAGCCACCGACGCCACAUCGACUAUAAACCACGCGCCCGAUUCACUUGACACAAAAAUCGAGACCCUCCUUCGAGAUUGGCACCACAAUCCCGACCUUCUCUUCUCAAUCCACCCAAUAGACGGAUCAUUCCUCAUCUGGCAUAUUGAAUGGUUAGAUGAGUACCAUCCGGGUUCCUUCCGUCAGGCUCAAAUUUCAUUUUCCACGCGCAUUCCCAACGCCUUUCCCCUAGGAGAUGCUUCCACAAUGAGCCACAACGUGUCCAUGUACUCUCAUAAUACUGGUGGUCCUCUCUUGAGCAUACGCGAGGUUGCCAAAUCCUCGACAAAAUCAAAUGAUCAUCUGGGCAAUGAAGUACCCACCCCUCUCCCGAGUCUGAUCGAACAGGACGAAGACCAAUCAACCCUAACGUCGAAGGCAGGCCAAGAACUUCUGCAAAGUGUGCAAAAUUCUACAGAUCAGAAGCCCAAUUUUCCAAAUCAAAAUGGUCCAGUUACAGGAGCAGAUCAUGCUAAAUCUACUCAAGAAGCAGUUCACGACCUCCUUGCACACCCCAGCCCUAUGGUCUCCAUGGUUUCCAAACACUCCAACGGAACCCUCAAUCUCUGGCAGUUAACAUUUGCGGACCGUACAAAGUUCUCGCAAGUUUUGUCUAUCGGUCACGCCUGCCGAGCCUCAGGCCAUCGCUUCCGAGUGAAUGACAUCACCUGUCACCCAGUUCUACCACUCUUAGUCACAACUUCUCAUCACAAUAUUCCAGAGUACAAUCCAAAGAACUCAACCUCCCGUAACCCAGAACACUCCGAUCAUCACAAUGAUUCGGCUUACAAGAAAGAGAUAAUGUCAGCUACUGGAUUCUGCAGUGAACUCAUCCUCUGGCGAGUGGACGCAGUUGGUCCAUUGUCCAAGAGUGGUGGAGUCUCAGAAUUGGCGAGAAUAAAUUCACCAGAGAUAUCAGCGUUCAGUAAUGUAGCAUGGAUUCCGACAUUACUCCCUUCAACGACUCUUGGAAAUCUUUCUAAUUCACCAAGCGCCUGUUUCGUUGCCAGUGAUGGCCAAUGCCUCCGGGUGUACCAGGCAGUGAUCGAUGCAAGGACAUUAUUAGCAGAAAUAUCGAUAUCAGAAAGAAGAAGUAGAAUGAUGGACUCUAUGGCGAGCCUGUCGACAGAUAUAUCUUCGGACGAUGAAGUCCGACAUUCAUUACACGACCGAAUUAAGAUCGUAUCACAACAAUCAACAGCUCGCCCAGGCUGCAUCAUUCAGUUGGAUGCUAUAUCAGAUGCCACUCAUGACUGGCAAAACACCCAAUUUCUGCACGUGUUCCAAGAGCAAUUGAUAACAGGAGAGAGAAAUGAUGAGAAGCAAACUGGAGUGGACAGUUCAGCCAAGGAUUUAGGCCUGAUGGAAUCCACUUUGGAUGCCAUGGUCGAUCUUCAGCAGUCCGCCAUAUUUGAAGAACCCUUUUACAUUGUUGUCCUUGAAAGAACAGCAAAAGGCACCACUGUACAUAUGUGGAGAUUAGUCAUAGCUUCUCAACCAGAAACAACAGAUCUGACUGGCUCGAUGAUGUACGUUCCAGAUUCUCAUUUAGUGCAGGAUGAGGAUGAGGAAGGUACACCCGGCAGACACUCUGAUGGCAGAAGAUCUAGACGACCGAGCCAAACUGGUGGUGGACGAAGUAGAAGAUCGUCACAAGCUGAUUAUGACUCCACUUACCUCCAUCGAAGACAUCACAACAGUCACGUCUUGAUAAAAACAACGAAAGUAUGUACUCAAGAGUUAGGUCUGCCUGAUGGUGUUGAGGUUGUUCAUGCUGCACCGGCUGCUGGCCAUCUGAGCAGUUCAUCGAUCUAUCCCGCAUGUUUUGCGCCAUAUAUCGUUGUAACUGCUUGCAGUGACAGCACAGUGCGUUUUUGGAAAUGCAAGGUAACGAAAGGUGAGGAUGAUCAACUUCAGUACGAAUGGAGGGAGUGGGAGAUGAUCAGAAAGGAUCAAGAGUCGACUAUUGAUAUAUCCGGACAGCCUUUGAACAUCAGUGCUGCUUACAGUGGACGAAUAGCUUGUGCUUACAAAUAUGGAAAAUCAUUCACAAGACCUGGGAAAAACGAUCCUGACUCGAGGUAUGUGAAUCUAUGCGUGGCUAUUUACGAGUGUGAGAGCACUGGGGGAAGCGAGUGGAUUCUUGAAGACACGAUUCAUCUAAAAAAUAUCCAUCUACCGAGGGUUCAAGUAGAUCAGCACUUGGAUCUGAGUUAUCUUUACGACAGUAGAUACCUUCAGAAGAAACAGAGAUUGACUCAAGUGCUUCAGACCCUGUCUCAUGAAGAUAUAAGAUCUCCUAGAAAUGGAGAGAAUGGAGAAACUAAGACGAACGCUGGCCUGCUUGCCGUACCAUCCUUCAGUACACUUCAAUCACUUCGGAAAUCUAUAAUAGAGAAUGGAAACACUUGUCCACUGACGCAAAAACAUCUUGUUCAACUUGAUUGGGUAUCUAAAGAAGAUGGUUCUCAUAUCUUGACGGUUGGUGUUGGUUCAAAGGUUAUGUUGUUCACACCGGUCUGUUCAGAUCUCGCUCAAGCCAACAUGAAAGCUAUGAAGGAGUCUCAAAGUACCAAUCGGCCGAUUCUGAGGAAGAUGUCAUCAUUAGCUCAGCCUCAAUUUGUUGAUGAAAUUCGGUGGAUGAAGUUGAGAAAAAUACGAUUGACCACUGCUGAUGGUCUCCCACCACUUCCUAUGCAAAUAUCUUGGGUGAGAGAUGGUAUUUUAGUCGUGGGGAUGGACUCUGAAAUGCACGUGUACUCACAAUGGAAACCAAAUCCUAAGAACGAAUGCUUUCAUUCGAAUCUCCAGCAUCAAGAGUCUGAUGAGUUUCAAGCCAGUAGAAAUCUUCGGGAUGAGGAUCUCAGGACUCUGGCCCAAGAAACGUCUCAGAGGAGGUUAACUAAUGUCUCCUCAAUGCCUCAUCUUUCUAGGGUCAGCAGCAUAAACUUAACGAUGUUGGAUGCUAAGAAGAAACGAGGUAUGCAGAAUGAUUCAGUGAGCUUCGACUACAUGCCAGAUUAUGGUCUUUUCGAAGCAUCUCGAAUCGCCUGCCCAGUUCUCCCUCAAUACCAUCCAAAGCAGCUGAUGGAGCUACUCAACUCCGGGAAGAUCCGAUGGGUCAAGGCAAUCCUCGCUCAUCUCGUCAGAUGUAUCACAAGUUCAUGUUCAGUGAGAGCUGAUGACGAGAAUCUAAUGAAACAGCGAAGUGGUUGGACCAGAUCUCGAACAAUGUCAGUGAGCUAUACUGGAACAACAUCGCCGUUGGAGCCUAGAGGUUCUACCACUCAAAUACCUGAGGAGUUAACACUAGAUUAUGCGGAGAUCACUUCGAUAUCUCCUCUCCCAUUAUGGACUCUACUCAUUGCGGAUAAAGAAACCAGUGCCGCACAGAUUCAGAAUGAGGAUAAGCAGGAUUAUAAUGAGCUCUUUGAUGGCCACAUGGACGAGGGUGAAUCUCUCGAUGACAUGUUGGACGAUAAUUACGAAGGCUCACGUCAGAAAGACAGAAGAGCCUCAGUACCAGAGCGUCAGGGAAUCUCUCAUUUCGGUCCUCGUCAAGGAAGACUCCUGUCACGAUUGCUGACCCAUACUCAUUUACCUGGACUAUCAUCCCUCGACCAGAUGCACCUUCUCGCUCUAGCUGACACAGUAUCUACUUGUAACGUAGAUUUUGCUGAGCGAUUUGCCAUUGAUGCUGCUAAAACAGCAAUCGCCAAAGAGAAUCUCACGGGAAUUCCUGACGGAGAAACCGUCUCCACGGACUCCCUCGACGAUUGUGGACUCCGAUUCUUACUAGCUAUGAAGCAUUACAACUAUCUCAUCAAGUGUUUGCCUUUAGUCCAGCGUGCACAAUUCCAGAAACAAGGAGUUUCUACUAACAAUCUAGUAUGGGCUUUCCAUUCAGAAUCUGAAGAAGAACUCUUAGCUCUGAUUCCUUCAUACGCCAAGGGACAGCCAAAGUGGUCGAUCCUGAAGGAACUGGGUGUUGGCUGGUGGAUCAGAAGCAAUACAGCACUGAAGACUUGUGUCGAAAAGAUCGCCAAAGCUGCUUUCCAACAGGACCAAGAUCCUUUAGACGCUGCUAUCUAUUAUCUGGCCAUGAAGAAGAAGAACAUCGUCUGGGGGCUCUUCAGGAACAAGAGGGACGAGAGAAUGACUGCAUUUUUCUCUAACAACUUCACCGAGGAUCGGUGGCGGAAAGCAGCUCUCAAAAAUGCUUACGCAUUACUAGGAAAACAGAGAUUCGCACAUGCUGCUGCCUUCUUCCUACUAGCUGGAGCUCUUCGAGAUGCCAUCGACAUUUGCCUCCAUAAAUUGAAUGAUAUCCAACUCGCUAUGAUCAUAGCCAGACUCUACGAGGACGAUAUGACGUCUCCGAACUUCAAGCGAUUACUCUGGGAGGAAAUCCUGGGGUGUGAUGAAAAUGGAGAAAAUCCUGACACCAAUGCUGCUCACCCUGACCCAUUCUUGAGAAGCAUGGCUUUAUGGCUCUUGAAGGAUUACUCUGGUUCAUUGAAUACUCUGCUGUUGACCAAUGUCGGUAGUCUUCAUCCACAAUAUAAUGAUGAAUCUGAAAAGCCUGAGGGUACAACAGCAAAUCCUAACGUCUUUAACUUCUACGUUUAUCUGCGGACUCAUCCCCUUCUGAUAAGACAAUACAUAGCAUCAACUGCGCAGGACAAGAAGAAAGGAACUUCAGUUAUGUUAUCAGGAUUUAGUUAUGGAACCGAGGGAAAAGGACAACCUGAUAAGCAACUGUUGUUGGAGGACAGCAUAACUCCUUUGGAGAGACAAUUGUACUUUACCACCGCCCAUGCACAUUUCAAAGCCGGAUGUCCAGCUCUAGCUCUCGAAGUACUAUCAAAACUUCCGAAUAAGGUGAUGGAUACCAAUGGUGAAGAUUCUCCCAGUAUUUUGAACAGUCCCGUUAAAUCAAGAACGAAGGAUGUCCAGAUUGAUACUGGAAUGAUUAAUUGGGAUGUGCAGGAUAGUGGAAAGGAAAGUGCUAAAACAGAUUCUGGGAUGGAUUGGGGUUCAUCGGCAAUAGAUUGGUCACAACCCGUCAAGAGAGAGGAGGAUGAGUUGAAGUUGGAUUGGGAUGAUGAUGAACCUGCGGAAGAGCUUGACUCACCACCGUUGAGCAUGAAAAUGGAUAGGAAAGAGGAGAAGAGUGAUAAAAUUGAGGAGAAAGAGGGAGAGGGGGUUAAGCCUAUGGCACAAUUGGAUAUUAUGGCGCAGCAGUUGAAGUUUGUGGCUUGUCUGAAGAUUCUCAUGGAGGAAUUGUCGACUUUGGCCACUGGAUUUGAAGUGGACGGUGGUCAACUGAGGUAUCAACUUUAUGUCUGGCUUGAGAGAGAAGUUGACGCUCUGAGACAAUUGUGCAGCUACAGUGUUAAUUCAGAUGGAGAUGUCACCAACGUGAUCGAAUACGAAGGUGGUAUGGUUGAUGACGUUGCUCCGUACAGACCUGGUGAGCAGCCAACGUUGCAUGAGAUUUUAGUUGCUGAAAAGCUAGAUUUUGAAGCUAAAGUGCAGAGAGCCGCUAGACGGAAGAAGUGGCUUAAAGCAAACGAGACACUCCUCCGCACUCUGCUCUCCUACUGUUCUCUUCACGGUGCAUCAGGCGGUGGUCUAGCAUCGGUUCGCAUGGAGCUCGUGCUCCUACUCCAGGAACUCCAGCAAGAGAAAACCCAACAACAGCUUCUCUCUCCACUUCCCUUCCCCACCACCCUUCCACUUUUGUCUGCCAGCGUUGCUUGCAACAAAACAGUUGUAGCAGAUCCUGUCCGCCAUCUCCAGUCCCUGGCCCACGAUAUGCUGCAGACCCUCGUGGAAUUGCGCUCUCCACCGACACCCAAUCGUAACACUCACUACUGCGAGGUCUUCAUAAUGCGCGACCUAGCAGUGGCCCUGAGCGCUUGCAUUUACCAGUCAUUGUGCGAUUCUGAUACCUUUGUGAUGAAGCAUCACCAGCCAGACAGCUUUCCAGCAGUUGCUGAAGUCGAAUCUUUCUCGGGUGGUCAUCUAGUCGCUUCUAAUCGUUACCACCGUCGUUAUUCCACUGAUGAGGGAGUGAUAAUUACAACUCUUCCCGCCAAAUGGCCGGGAGUUACAAAUCUUCGAGCCCUUUUAGCUAGAGAAAAGGACGAGGACACACCUAAACUUAAUAUUCUCCUGUGCGAGGCUUUCGUUGCAACAUUUAUGAGCCUAUUUGUUUAUGCUUUAUCGAGCUGUGACAGUCACAUACUCUACCGGCUUGUGGGUCACAGAUUUGACAAUAAUACAUGGGCCACUCUGUAUGGUGGUGGUGUUAAGAAAUUAGUUAGGAUAGCGAGCACAUCGAGUAGACCAUCGAAUAUUGUGGUUGAACGUGCUGAUAGUUUUUCGGGUGAGCUACAAGCUGCAGCUGGUGGUGUGUGGAAUACUAUGACAUCGUUGACUAAGCAACGAGUCAAGUUGAAUAUGAAAUUAUUAGGGCAAUUCACUGGACAACAGCCCAAUAUCAAGGAGGAUAAACCGACUUAUCGAGAACAAUUUGUCUCACCUCAGAUGAGCAUGGUAUCAUAUUUUCUAAUGAAACCGAGGAUUCAAAGCGAAUAUGCCGAUGAAAUAGAUUACGAUUCUUCGGAUUCUGCUGUUUCAGAUUUAGGUUCAUCUGAGGACGAAGAGGAUGUUUUUGAUACAAAUGUUAAACCAAAGAGUAAGCCAAAGGAUAACACAGAGCACUCAAAUCCUACGUCAUACAGUUGGUGCAUUAUGAGAUUAGCUAUUGUUAAGAUACUCCAGCAACAGCUCCAAGAUUUUCUAACUGUUGCUGGUAUUGAGAUGCAGGAGUUGCCAGUGAGUAGUCCAUUGAUUCAUGGAACAUUGGGAAUAGCUGCGCAGUGGCAAGAGACAUUGAGAGAUGAAUUGGAGUCCAAAGGGCCACCACCUAUUCAUUUUAUUCCUGGUUGUGCGCCUGAUCCUACACCAACGCCAGGAAAGCCAGCAAUUCACAAGUACAGGUCACUAUUGGAAAAGGAGAAUACACCUUUUAACACGAGAUUAGCUUCAGCUGCUCCUGCCAAUAGACUCUGGUCCUAUUUAGUGAGACAAGAGACUGUUCAGGAUAUCUUCAUUCGUGCUGUCUUUGGGAAGAGGAGAUCGUUAUCAGCUGUUCUUGAGAAUCAAUCGAAUGUUGAUGGAAAUACUAGGGGAGAGGAUAAGGGCAGUGAUUCUGGAACAACCAGUCUUCCUGAGCCAGUUAGGAUUAUUCAUAAAGAGCAGGAUAGUAUUAGUGCCUUCUGUCUCAAUCAGGUUAAUCCUGGUUUGAUGGCUCUCGCUACACCGAGAGAAGUACAGGAAAUGGAUAUAUCAUUGCUGCUGGAGCUACCGAGCUGGCUGGAGGAUGAGUGCGAGUUUGAUAUUAUUAAUUUGAAUAAACAGGUUGAUGCGGAGCCUAUACCACCGACAAGUUUUCUAGUCAUACAGACUGCUGCUGAUAGACCACUAUUAGCUCAGAGUCCCCAAUCAAAUAGCCCUCAGCCCCAAUCCGGAAUAGCGAGUCAAAGUGGACGUGGUGCAAGUGUCAUGAAGGGGAUGCCCGCUUUUCCUGGCUCCCACGACCUGCGCUUCUGUCAGUUUGUCGCUGAUAGGAGUAAACACUUGUUGAAGCCGAUCCUGAAACAUAAAAUCGACGGCAUUAGGAGAGUAUCUGCGCAUCCACUUCUACCUUUGUACUUAACUGGAUCUCAAGAUGGCUCAGUCUCUCUUUGGGAGUGGGGCCACCAAACAGCCGUGGCAACCCCUCGUCCUCCAGGAACUUUUGCUAAAGUUACCAGAGUCCGUUUCGCUCAGCACGGAAAUAAAUUUGGUGUGGCUGAUUCUGACGGUCACCUCUCGCUCUUCCAAGUCGCAUGCAGAGAGGGCACAGCCAGGCCCUUCUUCAAUUAUCAAUGCCAUAGCAAAGUAACCGCAGACUUUGUGUUCCUGGGUGCUUGCAGUCUUGUAGCAACAGCUGGUCAUGGCUCCGAGGGCCGAAAUGUUGCUCUUUGGGACACCCUAUUGCCCCAGAAUAAGUCUCUUGUUCAGGGAUUUACGUGUCACGAUCAGGGAGCGAGCUCGGUUAUUCUGGCUCCACAGCAUCAGUUGUUGAUCAGCGGGGGGAAGAAGGGGGAUAUUAAUAUAUUUGAUGUGAGACAGAGACAACAGAGGCACAGGUUCCAAGCCCAUGAAUCGGCUAUCAAGUGCCUGGCGCUUGAUCCUCACGAGGAAUUUUUCGUGAGCGGAGCUGGCGAUGGUGAUAUCAAGGUUUGGGGCCUUACUGUCCAUUCUCUGUUGUAUUCCUUCCCUGGUGAGCAUCCGAGAUCCAGUUUCUUCAAAAAUAUUGGUCAAGGGGUGACACAAUUGCACGUAGAUUCAGCAGGUAGACUGUUCUCGUGCGGUGCAGACGGUUCGAUGAAGGUGCGUCAGCUUCCCGAGCGUGACUGUGUCGUCCACACCCUCUAUUAAUACCUAUAAAAAAAUGGAGCAAAAACCCCCAGAAUAAUUCUCCCAUUUUAGUAAGUAAUUGACCCGCAACCAAAGUCACGCAUUAACGCCGAGCAAUGGUUACACUCUCCACGUCAAUGUACUCGCACAAAUCCUCAUUUCAAAGUCCCUUCUUAUUAUUUUUGCCGAAAUAUUGACGACAAUUUCUUCCUUUGAUUAAAUCCAAACGUCACUGCCAACCUGUUUCCACGUCGAGCAGACGAAUAAUUCCCACAAUUAAACUGACACAUUGUCUAUAAUUUUUUUAAGAGUACAUUUGUGGAAUGCAAUCUUGAGUGAAACCAUUGCUUAUCGACAUAAUAAAUGCUAUUCGCUAGCUUCUUAGGGGCGAAAAAAAAUGUUACGAGUAUUUCAAUGAAGGAGUGCAGGCGAA
Molecule: messenger RNA, 10793 nt
Organism: Diachasmimorpha longicaudata
Lineage: Eukaryota; Metazoa; Arthropoda; Insecta; Hymenoptera; Braconidae
Gene: Rbcn-3A
Product: dmX-like protein 2
Exons: 20
Coding region: 176-10381 (3401 amino acids)
Biological process (GO): vacuolar acidification
Cellular component (GO): RAVE complex
Molecular function (GO): protein binding
Source: RefSeq, a predicted model, not a curated record